Colletotrichum acutatum is the source of this 1272-nucleotide messenger RNA. RefSeq names its product Rhamnogalacturonase B, N-terminal-domain-containing protein. The transcript has 2 exons. The coding region runs from base 1 to 1272 and encodes 423 amino acids. Gene Ontology annotation, molecular function: carbohydrate binding; carbon-oxygen lyase activity, acting on polysaccharides. Lineage: Eukaryota; Fungi; Ascomycota; Sordariomycetes; Glomerellales; Glomerellaceae. The record is from RefSeq and is a predicted model, not a curated record. Gene Ontology annotation, biological process: pectin catabolic process.
AUGGCGACCUACAUCACCGCAGAGCCAGACAUUGGUGAGCUCCGCUGGAUCUCGCGUCUGAACAAGGACACCCUCCCCAGCGAAUACCCCUUCGGUGUUGUUUCCACCACCGCCGGCUCCAGCUCCACCGUCGAGGGCUCCGAUGUCUUCGUCGUCAGCGGCCAGACCCGAUCCAAGUUCUACUCCAGCGAGCGCUUCAUCGAUGACAAGGUCCGCUGUGUCUACGGCACCAGCCCCGAGGAGAUUCAUGUCUGCGUCUCCGUCGAGCCCAAGACUGGUUUUGAACUCUCCUCCGGCGGCCCCUUCUUCCGUGACAUCAACACCAACAACGCUGGUGACUCUACCAACCUGUACAACUACAUGAACAGCAACCACGCCCAGACCGAGGCCUACCGUAUGGGUCUGCACGGCCCUUACGUCCAGUCCUUCUCCCGCUCCGGCAUCCCCAAGAACACUGACUUCAACUACGACUUCUUCAGCGAGCUCAGCCUCAAGGGUUACGUUGCUGCCUCCGGCCGUGGUACCGUCUCCGGCACCGCUUCCGGCAUCUCCGGCAGCUUCCAGCGUGUUGUUCACUGGUACAACGCUAACGCCCAGUACUGGACCUACGCCUCGUCCACCGGCGCCUUCACCUCCCCCUUGAUGAAGCCCGGCACGUACACCAUGGUCCUCUACCAGACCGAGUUCAAGGUUGCCACCAGCUCCGUCACCGUCUCCGCCGGAAAGACUACCACUGCCAACAUCGCCAGCACCCUCGCUGCCCGUACUACCCUCUGGAAGAUUGGCGAGUACGACGGCCAGCCUACUGGCUUCCGCAACGCCGACAAGCAGCUGCGCAUGCACCCCUCUGACAGCCGCAUGAGCAGCUGGGGUCCUCUCACCUACACCGUCGGCACAUCUGCCGUUGGUGACUUCCCCAUGGCCAUCUUCACCGCCGUCAACAACCCCGUCACCAUCAAGUUCAACCUCGCUUCCGCCCCUGGCGCUGCCACCCUCCGCAUCGCCACCACCCUUGCCUUUGCCAGUGGCCGCCCUCAGGCCAAGGUGAACAGCUGGACCGGCCCGGCCCCUGCUGCGCCCACCAAGAUCGACUCUCGUGGCGUGACUCGUGGUGCUUACCGCGGCCUCGGCGAAGUCUACGACGUUAGCAUCCCUGCCGGCACCCUCGUUUCAGGAGCCAACACCAUCACCAUCAAUGUCAUCUCCGGCAGCAGUGGUGACACUUAUCUGAGCCCCAGCGUCAUCUUCGACACCGUCGAGCUCUUCCAGUAA